AUGCAGCAUAUAGAUGCAGCAAUGCAUAUGCUGAGGAGGCGACGCACCGACUAUCCACUGACAUUUCCUCAGAAGGGUGUCAUUCUCUCCACAUUCGUGACCAGCAUGAUCAGCAGUGCAUGGACGAGCCACAAGGGUCCGAGGAAAAACUUUGUGUGGGAGGAUUAUAUCCUGGACUACUGCAGAGGGGUUCAUAAGUCCCAAGUCUUUGAGAGAUGGAGGGGUAACGAGUUUAUUUACUUCGUUCUGAACCUUCCCGAGGCAAGGCACUGGGUCACACUUGAAGUCGACAUAGAGCUGUGGAAAAUUAAUGUCUACGACUGUGAUUCCAGCGUCUGUCAUUGGACCGCCAUGGAACCCAUCCUGAAGACUUGGGGAGAACUGCUGCCCUCGCUAAUCCUUGCAACCGUGGAAUUUCCACAUAACAACCAGAUUAUGGCGUUAACUAACAGGGACAUCACGGUGCUCCCAAACAUGCACUCGACUCGAGCCACUCACGACUUAGUUCCGAAGUCAACAACCAGGUACAUAGCGAUAAAAAAGUACUAUAGUAUUAAAAUAUGUUUUACGUUAGACUGACUUUACAUUUUAUUUUGCAUUUAGUGGUGAUUGUGGCGUCUAUUGCAUUGAGUAUGUGGAGCAUCUCAUGAUGCAACGUGGAUUGACCGAUGUGACGCCAGGCCGGAUAGCUAUGUUUCGUCAACGGUGGUGUGUUGAUUUAUUUUACCAAAAUGUCGGCUGAUUAUAUGUGUAAUUAUUGGGACAUUGUAUAUUUUGUGUAAUUAACAUUACAGUUAUGUAUAUAUAGACUUUCUCUUCGUUCAAAUUUUGAUAA
Molecule: messenger RNA, 835 nt
Organism: Cannabis sativa
Lineage: Eukaryota; Viridiplantae; Streptophyta; Magnoliopsida; Rosales; Cannabaceae
Exons: 2
Coding region: 1-579 (192 amino acids)
Biological process (GO): proteolysis
Molecular function (GO): cysteine-type peptidase activity
Source: RefSeq, a predicted model, not a curated record